UAAUUGAUAGAUACUGUAAAGCAAGGUUACCUCCCUUGGAUUAAAGAACGAAACAUUUUUCAUUUUUUCUGAUAUAAAAAUUUAAGAAAAAAUCAGCGUUACAAUGGCAACAAAUAUGGUAGAAAGAACAGGAGUCGUUCAAGAUGAAAGUACAGGUGAGAUGUUUAUACCAGCAACCAGAAGACCAGAUGGCACUUGGAGGAAGCCAAGAAGAGUUAAAGAUGGCUAUGUUCCGCAGGAAGAAAUGCCUGUGUAUGAGAACAAAGGUGUUCAGUGGCUGAAGAGCAAACCUUCUUUACCACCUGGAUUAGACUCUAGUGAAGGAAGUGUAAAAACACAAGUCAACAGCAGUGAGCCAAUGUCGAAAGCUGCCAAGAAAAAUGCCAAGAGAAAAGAGAAAAAGAAACAACAGCAAGAUGGUAACCAAUCAGGAACUUCCAUUCAAAAUGUCACUCAGUCAUUGGCUGGAAUUAAUAUAAACAAGGACCAAUCAGGUGCAAAGUCUAAAAAUACUGACCAAUCAGAUUCUCAAGUUACUAAACAGUCUGGGGAGAGUAGUGAUAAGCAAGAAAUAGCUAAGAAAUUGAAAAACCUUAGAAAGAAAUUAAAACAGAUUGAGGAUUUGGAAAAGAAAAUUCAAAGUGGUGAACUAAAAAACCCAGAGAAGGAACAGUUGGAGAAAAUUGGCAAAAAGAAGAUGAUUCUUGAAGAAAUAGAAGAUCUUGAACUAGAUCUGGAUGAUUGACAGACAGAAAAGAACCACCAGUACUUGAACAUCAGUGGAAAACUUGUUGACAGUUUGCAUGCACUAUGUUGUGAAAACAGAAACUUAAUAUUAAAAGUAACUUCUCUGGUUACACAUGGUAUUACAUACAUGUAAUGUUUUUCACCUCUAAAAAAUGUUGGAAAGGGGAAAAACUGUUCCAAAACACUAUCAUAGAAAAUAUUAUAUUUAGUUUUUAGAAAUUUCUAGCAAAAAGGAAAUUGUAAAAAAGUUGAAAUAUUGAAACAUUACAUUCAUUUUAAUUUUAUUUUAAAAUAUCAGCAGAAAACUAGCAACUCUAAUAUGCUCUAUUAGCUUAAAAGACGUGUUUUUAGCUCACAUGUCACAAAGUGACAGGGUGAGCUUUUGUGAUCGCUUUUCGUCCGUCCGUCCGUCGUCCGUAAACUUUUACUUUAAAUGACAUCUCCUCAUAAACCACUAAGCCAAUUUCAUCCAAACUUCACAGGAAUGUUCCUUUGGUGGUCACCUUUGAAAAUUGUUCAAAGAAUUUAAUUCCAUGCAGAACUCUGGUUGCCAUGGCAACCAAAAGAAAAAACUUUAAAUAUCUUCUUCUAAAAAAACCCAAAGAGCUAGAGCUUAGAUAUUUUGCAUGAAACAUCUUCUAGUGAGUGUCUACCAAGUUUGUUCAAAUAAAAGCCCUGGGGUCAAAAUUGGCCCCGCCCCAGGGGGUCAUUGAUUUUCCCUAUAUGCAUAUAGUAAAAACUUAAAAAGUCUUCUUUGAAAAAACCCAAAUAGCUAGAGUUUAGAUUCUAAGCAUGAAACAUCUUCUAGUGAGUGUCUACAAAGUUUGUUCAAAUAAAAGCCCUGGGGUCAAAAUUGGCCCCGCCCCAGGGGACAUUGAUUUUCCUUAUAUGUGUAUAGCAAAAACUUAAAAAUCUUCUUUGAAAAAACCCAAAUAGCUAGAGUUUAGAUAUUAAGCAUGAAACAUCUUCUAGUAAGUCAAAAUUGGCGCCACCCUGGGGGUCAUUGAUUUUCCUUAUAUGUGUAUAGCAAAAACUUAAAAAUCUUUUUCAAAAAAUCCGAAUAACUAGAGUUCAGAUAUUAAGCAUGAAACAUUUUCUAGUGAGUGUCUACAAAGAUUGUUCAAAUAAAAGCCCUUGGGGUUCAAACUGGCCCUACCCCAGGUGUGUCAUUGUUUUUAACUAUAUGUGUAAAGAAAAACCUUGACCAGCUAGACCUUAGAUGUUUAGCAUGAAACAUCUUCUAAUGGGUGUCUACCAAGUUUGUUCAAAUAAAAGUCCUGGGGUUUAAACUGGCCCCGCUACGGGGGCCUAUAUACAGGUGAGCGACUUCAGGGCCAUCAUGGCCCUCUUGUUUUGUUUAUUAUGCCAAAGUAACAUUUUAAGGUAAUUUUUCACUGCUAUGUAAUACCAGAGACAUAGAUAACAGAGAUAGGCAACUUCCUAGCCAGUUAAGAUAUCACUGUGCUUGCUAAACUUAAAACUUGAAGCAAGUAAAACUUAUUAACUGGAUAUCAAAAUCAGUAAAAUAAUACAUUUUCUAUGUCUAUGGCUGCAGGUAAAAUCAUUUACAGUUCCCAAUUAAAUAAAUGAUACAUCAAUUUUUAGAGAAAACUACUUUUUAGCUCAUCUGUCACUUUGUGACAGGGUGAGCUUUUGUGAUCACUUUUCGUCCAUCCGUUGACCGUCCGUCGUCCGUAAACUUUUACUUUAAAUGACAUCGCCUCAUAAACCACUGAGCCAAUUUCAUCCAAACUUCACAGGAAUGUUCCUUUGGUGGUCACCUUUGAAAAUUGUUCACAGAAUUUAAUUCCAUGCAGAACUCUGGUUGCCAUGACAACCAAAAGAAAAAACUUUAAAUGUCUUAUUCUAAAAAACCCAAAGAGCUAGAGCUUAGAUAUUUGGCAUGAAACAUCUUCUAGUGAGUGUCUAUCAAGUUUGUUCAAAUAAAAGCCCUGGGGUCAAAAUUGGCCCCGCCCCAGGGGGUCAUUGAUUUUCCCUAUUUGUAUAUAGUAAAAACUUAAAAAAUCUUCUUUUAAAGAACCCAAAGAGCUAGAGCUAAGAUAUUUAGCAUGAAACAUCUUCUAAUGGGUGUCUACCAAGUUUGUUCAAAUAAAAGCCCUGGGGUCAAAAUUGGCCCCGCCCCUGGGGGGUCAUUGAUUUUUCCUAUAUGCAUAUAGUAAAAACUUAAAAGUUUUCUUUUAAAGAACCCAAAGAGCUAGAGCUAAGAUAUUUAGCAUGAAACAUGUUCUAAUGGAUGUCUACCAAGUUUGUUCAAAUUAAAGCCCUGGGGUCAAAAUUGGCCCCGCCCCUGGGGGUCAUUAAUUUUUCCUAUAUGCAUAUAGUAAAAACUUAAAAAUCUUCUUUUAAAGAACCCAAAAUGCUAGAGCUAAGAUAUUUAGCAUGAAACAUGUUCUAAUGGAUGUCUACCAAGUUUGUUCAAAUAAGAGCCCUGGGGUCAAAAUUGGCCCGGCCCCAGGGGGUCAUUGAUUUUCCCUAUAUGAAUAUAGUAAAAUCUUAAAAAUCUUCUUUUAAAGAACCCAAAGAGCUAGAGCUAAGAUAUUUAGCAUGAAACAUGUUCUAAUGGAUGUCUACCAAGUUUGUUCAAAUAAGAGCCCUGGGGUCAAAAUUGGCCCCGCCCCAGGGGGUCAUUGAUUUUCCCUAUAUGAAUAUAGUAAAAACUUAAAAAUCUUCUUUUAAAGAACCCAAAGAGCUAGAGCUAAGAUAUUUAGCAUGAAACAUGUUCUAAUGGAUGUCUACCAAGUUUGUUCAAAUAAGAGCCCUGGGGUCAAAAUUGGCCCCGCCCCAGGGGGUCAUUGAUUUUCCCUAUAUGAAUAUAGUAAAAACUUAAAAAUCUUCUUUUAAAGAACCCAAAGAGCUAGAGCUAAGAUAUUUAGCAUGAAACAUGUUCUAAUGGAUGUCUACCAAGUUUGUUCAAAUAAGAGCCCUGGGGUCAAAAUUGGCCCCGCCCCAGGGGGUCAUUGAUUUUCCCUAUAUGAAUAUAGUAAAAACUUAAAAAUCUUCUUUUAAAGAACCCAAAGAGCUAGAGCUAAGAUAUUUAGCAUGAAACAUGUUCUAAUGGAUGUCUACCAAGUUUGUUCAAAUAAGAGCCCUGGGGUCAAAAUUGGCCCGGCCCCGGGGGACAUUGAUUUUCCUUAUAUGUGUAUAGCAAAAACUUAAAAAUCUUCAUGGUAAAAAACGAAAAGCUAGAGUUUAGACAUUUAGCAUGAAACAUAUUCUAGCGAGUGUCUACAAAUAUUGUUCAAAUAAAAGCCCUGGGGUCAAAACUGGCCCUGCCCCAGGGGUGUCAUUGUUUUUAAAUAUAUGUGUAAAGAAAAAACUUAGAAAAUCUUCUGUUAAAAAACCCAACUAGCUAGACCUUAGCUGUUUAGCAUGAAACAUCUUCUUAUAAGUGUCUACCAAGUUUGUUCAAAUAAAAGCCCUGGGGUUUAAACUGGCCCCGCUCCGGGGGGACAAUAUACAGGUGAGCGACUUCAGGGCCAUCAUGGCCCUCUUGUUCAUUUUUGUUACAAAACUAUUCAUAUGAUGAAAAAACUGGCUCAGUGUGUACGUUCAACUAAGUUUUUUCUUAGUGAAAGGCAUGGAAAGGUACCAAUAUUUUAACAUGCAGCAAUAGAUAAAAGAUUUAACUUUCAAAUGGACAUUGGUGUAUACUAUAAAAGGAUCAAAUGUACAUACAUUAAGUUUAACUUGCUACAAAAUGCCUAAUUUUUCUCUUUUUGAUUUUCAUGAGUGAUAUUUCAAUGGAGUAUAUAGGAGCUGCUUAUCUCUAUUACCUACAUCACUGGUAAUAUUACUUUGAAAGCUGUUCAUCAUUGAAUUUUAUCAUAUCAAAAUGUAUUUUAUGCCCAGCUAAAACUGUAAAGCAGAGUGGUCAGGGGAGAGAACUAAAACAUUAUGCUUUCUUAACUGUAGAGCAGAGUGGCUAGGGGAGAGAACUAAAACAGUAUGUUUUCUUAAGUAUGUAUAGAUUACUCACCCUUGGGGAAUAUUGCAAAAAAAUAUUGACCAUUUCUGGACACUAGAUUGAAAUAACACCAUAUGACGUCACUGACAUUAUGCUAUAAAGUAAAUAGGUUAUGCAAGGUAAAAUACAUAUUUAUAUAUGUCUUUCAACUUUAAGAGUACUCUUAAUGGUGACAGUAUAAAGUUCCAUUGAUAUAUGUAUAAUUUGAUUGUGUAUUGUAUGACCAGUUUUCAAAAAUGAAUUUAUACAUUAUGAAAUUGUAUAUUUCUGAAAUAAAAAUUUGAAACAAG
Molecule: messenger RNA, 5022 nt
Organism: Ruditapes philippinarum (Manila clam)
Lineage: Eukaryota; Metazoa; Mollusca; Bivalvia; Venerida; Veneridae
Product: partner of Y14 and mago-like
Exons: 3
Coding region: 104-745 (213 amino acids)
Biological process (GO): exon-exon junction complex disassembly
Cellular component (GO): cytoplasm; exon-exon junction complex
Molecular function (GO): RNA binding
Source: RefSeq, a predicted model, not a curated record